AUGGUGAAGCCUUCUCCUGAUCGUUCCGCUAUCCUUCGUCUGCACCAAGCCGGCCGCCCACCCGCCACGAUCGCUAUACCUUGGUGGACUCCAAGACCACCGAAGAAGUGGAAGACCUCGUACUGCUCGCACGCCGAAGGUCGUCGAGGGGCCGUCCGAAAGUCGUCCCGGCCGUCAUUCGUCGACCCCGGCGUCAAAAUCGACAAAGAUUACUACCUGAAGACGAUUUUGGAAGAUGCUCUACUCCCGUGGGCGAAUUCCCACUUCACACGCCACCCGUGGACAUUUCAGCAAAAUUCGGCGCCCGCCCACAAGGCCAAGGUCGUCCAAGCGUGGUGCAAGAGCGAACUCCCCGACUUCAUCCAGGCAGAAGAAUGGCCGGCAUCGUCACCGGAUUUGAACCCACUGGACUACAUCUUGUGGUCCUACCUUGGGAGCAAGGCCUGCGCCAUUCCCCACCCCAAUUUGGAUUCUCUGAAGGCAGCGCUCAUCCGAGAAUGGGACGAAAUCGACGAGGCACUCUGCGUCCGGUCGUCGACGCCUUUCCCAGGCGACUUUGCCCUGUCGUCCGUGCAAAAGGCACUCUCUCUCACCCACGUCGUUUCUACGGGGAAGCGUAUCAAAGCGUCCUAUGAGGUAGGAAGUCGCCCAAAGGCUACGGCGAUUGAAAACUGUGAAAAAGUCUUCGAAGGCCGCAUGGAGAAAAGUCUCGAGCUCAAUAAGCUACUCAAAACAUGGUUCAAAGAUAAGAAAUUCAGAAUUUCAACGUGGAAAAGGCCGACACAAGUGGUUUUUGACUGUAAGCUAGCAGGACGUGCCAAAGAACUAUUGCAAGACAAAGUUUGGUUGGGUCCAAGUUGGAAAGAGCGUGAACUGAAAUAUCCUUAUUACACUUUUGACGCAAGCGGCGACUUUUACGAAAUGGCAAUGUACGUAUUUGCUAUCUUGGAGUCCAUCAAGAGCAACCCCUACUUCAAAUAUUACGAUCUACAAUUUGCAUGUGCUUACGCUAACAAUUCUCAGACAGGCGUCUGCUCGCUCGGCUAA
Molecule: messenger RNA, 1047 nt
Organism: Cylicocyclus nassatus
Lineage: Eukaryota; Metazoa; Nematoda; Chromadorea; Rhabditida; Strongylidae
Source: the annotation of a GenBank genome assembly